GAACUUUUUAAGUUAGGUAAAAUCUCGCGAAUUUUUCUUCAGCGUUUAGGACAACUUCAAGGAUUUCGUGUGAGACUUCACAGAACUUCGAAAGUUCCGUGCGACACCGCAAAAAGGUUUCGAUUUGGUUACAAAAAUCUGAAACCUUUUAGGUUUCGUAGAGUACCUUUUUUUCUGUGAAACAUGAUCUCAAAGGAGUGUUGAAGUGUUUAGGGGUAGAAAUUUCCAUCCCAUCCCCUCCCCACACAGACCGUGACAGACAUGACUUUAGAUCCGUGACGGACCGUGACAGAGGGAACUUUGGAGUCAUUACAGACCUUGACUGGCAGGAUUUUGACCCUGUGGCGGACGGUUCUCAGGAGUCAUUAUAGACUGUGAUAAAGGACUUCAAGGAAAUAUCACAGAUGAUGCAAAAGUCACAUAUGACUGAAGCAGAUAUGAAAUAUUAUCCUGUUGAAAUUAUAUAAUUCAGGAUAAACCAUUAUGAAGAACUGUACAUCAGCAUGUAUAAAAAGCAAUAGUUUUUAGUACAUCAGCUAUAGUAACUAUAUCGUGUUUCACAUUUUUAAUCUCGUAAGGGAUUGCAUUAACAGCUUUUUCAGUGUAUAGUUGAUUGUUUUUGACUCUUCUGCAUCUCCUGAGAAUUUUAUCUUGAAUAUCGUUGCAUUGUUUGUUAGUAACAUCUAAAAACAAAGUAUCGUGCUGGAUCUCUCUUAAUGCAAUUUCAAGAACCAUUUUUAAAGUGCUAUCGGAAAAGUCCAAAACUUGAAAUCGUUUUGGACAGAAAUGCAGAACUGAAAAGUUUCCGAUGCCGUGGACAGAACUUUAUAAAAGAUUCUUAAAAUUUUACCUAAAUUCAAGAUCUCAAGUGUUUUGGGCCUUCUCCAAAACCAUAAACGAUUCCAUAUGGCACCGUUUUUGAGAGUACAGAUCUUCAAACCAUAUCACAUUUUGGUUCGAGACCUUGUCGAGAGAGCGGAUAUUAUAGUACUCCAUUGGUAUUAAUUGAUUAUUUAUGUCCUCAGGUUAUUGGUAUCAUGGCAAUUGAGAUGAUUGGUGCUGUCUAUUGUCCAUUACCGCCUCAAAGUCCCAAUCAACGUUUAUCGUUGCUGAUCGAACAAACUGGAAGUCGUCUUAUAAUCAUUCAUUCUAUGACACGUGACAGAUUCAAUACAGGUAUCACCAUGGUAGACAUUGAUGUGGUUAUAAAUGAGAAUGGUGUAGGAUGUGGUUCUGAUUCCGGUCUUGUAUUGUCUUCAAUGGUGACACCGAAUUGUGUCGCAGGUAUUGUUUUCACCAGUGGAUCAACGGGCAUACCAAAAGCAGUGAGUUCGUUUACUUUUAAUCACUAA
This is a messenger RNA of Rotaria sp. Silwood2, 1352 nucleotides long. The record is from the annotation of a GenBank genome assembly. NCBI's taxonomy places the organism in Eukaryota, Metazoa, Rotifera, Eurotatoria, Philodinida, Philodinidae.